This is a messenger RNA of Prunus avium (sweet cherry), 1331 nucleotides long. RefSeq names its product RNA polymerase II elongation factor. The record is from RefSeq and is a predicted model, not a curated record. Lineage: Eukaryota; Viridiplantae; Streptophyta; Magnoliopsida; Rosales; Rosaceae.
CCUUCUUCUUCCUCCACCAAAAGCAAUCGAUACUAAUCAUUUCUGUUACUUGCGCUCUCCCACUGCUAAUUCUCAAAGCUCUCUCUGUCUCAUUUCAUUUGCUUUUCUUAAUCUCUUAAUUUCUGCAUUGUUCUUUUUGCUCUUUCAAGGUUUCAAAUCUAAGAAUUUCUUUUUAUAACAAUGGCUGAGAUGAAAGAUGCCCACGUUGUGGAAAUCCCAGUAGAUGAAGAGCACCAACAGAAACUCUCAUCUGCCAUGACCAUCAUUUCAGCUAUCCAACACCACCCAUUAAUGGAAAUCUCCGAGAGCCCCGGCCAUCUCUUGCUUCUCAAGCUCUGGCGAAGAGAAGAAGACCUUUUUGGCCGGCGCAUUGCCCGAAAAGAGUCCCGAAUGGACUCAAUCCGGCGCGAAAUCUUUCAACUCUGCUGCUUCUUCUUAAUCUUUCAUGGGUUCUUCAUGACCAUCUUGUUCACAUCUUCGGUUAAUUCCGAAGAGCACAUCUGUAAAAAAUGGUGGAUACCUAGCAUUUUGUCGGUUUCGACCUCCUUUGUGUUUGUGUUUUUGGUGCAGGUGAAUCUUUGCAGGUACUGGAAGGUAUGGAGCCAGUUGCAGAGGGAGAAGACUGACAACAGGGCACUCACUAGGUGCAUUCAAGAGCUGAGGAUGAAAGGGGCUAGCUUUGAUUUGUCAAAGGAGCCACAGAGCGGGAAGAGGAUGAAGAGCUCAAGUGUUGAGAUCAAAUGGAAGCCAGUGACUUGGUGCUCUCAGUAUCUCAUUACCAUCUGCCUUGUUUGCUUUGCAGGUUUGGUGUUUCCGGUAUCAAAAUUCAUGCUAUGCAGCUUCUGAGCUUCGAGGAGGAGUUUCCGUGUUCUUGUGGCUGCGUUGUGAAGCUAUUGCAAUUGAGAACGGAAUUGUAGAGGUAGCUGGAGCUGGAAACAAGUCUUACAUUGCAAAGUAAAGACACAAAAUGCAAAUUGAAAAGAUAAGAGGAAAGAAAGACGGCAGAAAGCAAUCCCUCCAACCACCCAACAUGUGACCUUGAACACAACACUGACUUUGGCCAGACUCUUCCAUCCAUCAAUCUCCUGGCGGGCUUGCUCCUUCAUGCCUACCGGUCGUGGGUUGAUCUGAUCGAACCCCGGACACGCCAGAGCCCAGCACUGUUUAUACGAGUCUCCAACAAGCACUUGGGAAGUCUGCUAGUAUCAGAUAUCUGUCAUGGUAUCUAACUCUUUUGCUGCUGUAAGAUCACCCUUUUCUUCAAUGUCCAGAAGGGGAAUGGGGGAUGAAGCAUCUUUGGUCCGAUUACUAGCCAGACUCACUCGAACAAC